Molecule: messenger RNA, 1134 nt
Organism: Ogataea philodendri
Lineage: Eukaryota; Fungi; Ascomycota; Pichiomycetes; Pichiales; Pichiaceae
Exons: 2
Coding region: 1-1134 (377 amino acids)
Source: RefSeq, a predicted model, not a curated record
AUGAUCAAAACACUGAAGUUUCUCGUACGUCUGUUGGUGCUCUCGUUGGUAUCUCUUAGUCUUUCCUCUCUUCUAACCAAAUAUUGCAUCUCGCCGCUGAUUUCGUCAAUCAUCUCCUCGAUCUUACGGAACUCGACCUCCGCAGGCUUCAAUUUCUCCACUGCCUGGAUGGCAUUCCAGUCUCUGGCGGCCGCACCGGCCUCCACCUCCAACUCGAUCUCCCGCGACAGCUGGCCUUCUCUUUGUCUGUUGAGCAAGCGGUUCUCAAAACACACGUCCAGCGAUGUGGACGAUUGCGUCGUGAACGCGGCGUGGAAGUUGCCCGCCACGUCACGUUGCUUCCGGUACUCGUUGCCCUCGGAAUCCACAAUCCGUAGCGUCAAACUCUGUCCGUCGCCCACAAACCCGUUCGUGUUCACGUUAACAACAACAAGCUGUCCGCCGGCAAUCGGCUCCCUCACACACGUCGGUGGUGGGUUGUGCAGCGUGGCAGGCACCUCCAGCUUUAACGAGGCUGCCAAUGUCGCAUAUAAAACAAGAAAUUUCACCAGCUCGACAAACUGCAUCGCUAUAAACACAGAUCUAAUUAUAAAACCGCGUCGAUCGUCGUCGGCCUUGGCGGGAGUAGGCGCGGUCCAGUCACCAACGGCAGGAGAGGUGCCCCAAUCGCUUUCGUGCGGAGUCUCGGCGUCGGGCUGCCAUGCAGAACGGCCUCCCCACACAGAUCCUGACCCAUCGUUCCAGCCAGGAGUCUUGCCCCCACUGCCCCAGGCAGGCGUCUUACCGCCAGAAUUCCAAGCAGGAGUCUUUCCUCCAGAGUUCCAAGCAGGAGUUUUGCCUCCAGAGUUCCAAGCAGGAGUUUUGCCUCCAGAGUUCCAAGCUGGCGUUUUACCGCCCGAGUUCCACGCUGGAGUCUUACCCCCACUGCCCCAGGCAGGAGUUUUUCCUCCACUGCCCCAGGCCGGAGUCUUUCCACCGCUUCCCCAGGCAGGCGUCUUGCCACCACUGCUCCAGGCCGGCGUUCUUCCUCCUCCAGGGCCAAAUCCGCCACCAUUGUUGCGGAUGGACCCACCGUUUGCACCGUUUGGAGGACCUCCGGAAGAAAAUGCAGCUCCUGGACGUCUGCCACGGUAA